Molecule: messenger RNA, 2740 nt
Organism: Engraulis encrasicolus (European anchovy)
Lineage: Eukaryota; Metazoa; Chordata; Actinopteri; Clupeiformes; Engraulidae
Gene: tpp1
Product: tripeptidyl peptidase I
Exons: 13
Coding region: 78-1754 (558 amino acids)
Biological process (GO): proteolysis; central nervous system development
Molecular function (GO): serine-type endopeptidase activity; tripeptidyl-peptidase activity
Source: RefSeq, a predicted model, not a curated record
CGUCACAUGACUAAUAACGAUUGUCAAAUUUAGACACAUGCCUGGUAUCUGGACAUUUGGUUCUUUUCAGCGCAGCGAUGUGGAUUUUGUCACUCACCUACGCACUGCUUUGUUCUUCCUUCGUCUGGGGUGGGCCUUUGGAAGCUGAUCAAGACACGUCCAUCCCUGAGGACUGGCGUCUUGUUGGCAGAGCCGACCCUGCUGAUCAGGUGGAGCUGACGUUUGCCCUGAGGCAGCGGAAUGUGGAGCCGAUGAAGGCGCUGCUGGGUCAGAUAUCAGAUCCUGACUCAGCGCUCUAUGGGAAGUACAUGUCUUUUGAGGAUGUGGCCCGGCUCAUCCAGCCCAGCAAGCUGACUCAGAAGGUAGUGCAGAGGUGGCUGUGGAGUCAUGGAGUACAGGACUGCCAGACAACCAUGACGCAGGACUUUCUCCAGUGUGUCAUGACUGUCGAAGAGGCUGAGACGCUACUUCCUGGAAGCCGGUUCAACCGUUACGCUCGAGAGGAGCAGCUCCUGCUGAGGUCUGAUGUCCAGUACUCUGUCCACGAUGAUGUGUCUGAACAUCUGGACUUUGUUGGCGGACUUCACCGAUUCCCCCCAAAAAAGAAGGAGGUGGCCAAAUCCUGGCUUGGCAAGAGAAGAGGUUUAGGGUACCAUCUGGGUGUCACUCCAGCAAUCAUCAGAGCUCGUUAUAAUCUGACCGCCUCGGAUGUGGGCUCAGCUGCCAAUAACAGCCAAGCCGUGGCACAGUUUCUGGAGCAGUUCUACCACCCUGCGGACCUAGCUGAGUUCAUGAGCAUGUUUGGCUCGGGCUUCAAGCACCUGUCGGCAGUGGACCGCGUGGUGGGCACCCAAGGCCAGGGCAAAGCCGGUCUGGAGGCCAGUCUGGACGUAGAGUACAUCAUGAGUGCUGGGGCCAACAUCUCCACAUGGCUCUUCACCAAUCCAGGGCGUCAUGAGUCCCAGGAGCCGUUCCUGCAGUGGCUGGUGCUGCUGAGCAACAUGUCGUCCAUCCCCUGGGUCCACACCAUCAGCUACGGGGACGACGAGGACAGCCUCUCCACCGCCUACAUGCAGCGCGUCAGCAACGAGUUCAUGAAGGCCGGCCUCCGUGGCGUCUCAAUGCUCUUUGCCUCAGGUGACAGUGGAGCUGGCUGCCUGCACCUAGGUGGGGGAAAGAACACAUUCCGGCCCAAUUUCCCUGCAUCAAGCCCGUAUGUCACCACUGUGGGUGGAACUUCAUUUAAGAACCCUUUCAAGCUCUCCUAUGAGAUCGUCGACUACAUCAGUGGCGGUGGCUUCAGCAAUGUCUUUGACAUGCCUGAUUACCAGGUCACUGCUGUGCAGGCCUACUUAAACAACACUAAGGGUCUUCCUCCGGCGACGUACUUCAACGCCAGUGGGCGGGCCUACCCCGACAUCGCUGCUCUCUCAGACAACUACUGGAUCGUCUCCAACAGGGUGCCCAUUCCGUGGGUGUCUGGGACCUCGGCCUCUGCUCCAGUGGUUGGAGGACUCAUUGCUCUCCUGAAUGACCAGCGGCUCCAGAAAGGUCUUCCCCCUCUCGGCUUCCUCAACCCACUCCUGUACAAGAUGGAGGGGAAGUACCUUUUUGAUGUGACCCAAGGCUGUCACAUGAGCUGCUGGGACGAGCAGGUGAGUGGGAAUGGCUUCUGUGCGACGGCAGGGUGGGAUCCAGUGACCGGGUGGGGAACUCCCAACUUCGGUGCCCUGCGGUCUCAGCUGGGGGGUUAAGCCCUAGUAACUACAUUAUCCCACCGUCCGCCCUCCUCCCUGCAUCUCUCUCCAGACCAGUCCACAUUGCUGACUGUCAGGGUUCUGGGCUUGGCUUCCUUCCUUCUAACAACGGCUGCAAAUCAGUAUUGUUCCUACCGUCCUGGCCUCUUGCCGCAGUGUUGCCUCUUAACAAGGGUGUGAUGUGUUGAAAAAAACACAGGGAGGAUAGAUUUUAAGCAAUAUCCAUGAAUUUACAUUAAAUCAUGAUUAAAAUAAUGUAGAUUGGAGAUGUCAAAUCCAGAAAAGGGGAAUACCUACCCCACACCCGCCAUCCCAAUCCACAGUCAACAAAUUGCACCCUGGACAAGACAAGUUUUCUACUAAGGUAUCAUAAGGCCACAGGAAAGGAUGGGAGGAACCACAUUGAUUUCCAACCUGUGUCCCCCCCUAUGAAGGAGAAGACUCGAAUUGGUAUUUUUACUCUUCCAAUCUCUGUGAAUACAUGUCAACAAUGUGCAAGUCUAAUCUGAUCUGGAAGAAAGCACACGCUCAAGUACAAUUUAUCUCAGGUUUGAAAUUGACGAAUGGAAUUGCAGUCUUGCACUAAGCAUCUAGGAAUAUGAAUUUACAGUAUUUCAAGUUGUGACUGACAAGCACUGUUGUCUGCCUUUGUUUUAAGCAGUGUAUGCAUGCUCUUUUGAGUCGAGCUGUUCUUUUACUUGUUUUUUUGUUUUUUAAACUGAUGACAUGCUACUGAUGUCCCUAACUCAACUGUUUCACUGUGUGCAAUUAUAUAUUAAUCACUAUUUUGUGUAAUUCUAUACAAGGUAAAGUGUAAGCAAUAUCUCAAAUUGAAUUUGAAUGCAAUGUACUGUGAUGAUUGUGUUGAAAUCACCAGCUGAUGAUCUUGAUAUUUGAAGGGAUGUGACAGAUAUGUUUUUCUUUGUUUUCAAACUUUUUGUUGUUGAUUAUGAUGAACGAUAAAAGGAUUUUAUUUUGAAGCA